GUUGAUGCGCGAGCGCUGGGGCGCUGGGCGCCUGCGCAGAGCUCCAGGCGUCUCCCUGCUAGGCCCGGGUUAGAGGGAGGUGAGCUGGCGGCGGUCCCAUGGAGCGGAAGGGUGGUCCGGACGGUGCCCCGGAGGCUGAGCGGGAGGAGGGAGAGCCCGAGGUGAAGAAGCGGAGACUUUUGUGUGUGGAGUUUGCCUCGGUCGCGAGUUGCGACGCCGCCGUGGCUCAGUGCUACCUGGCCGAGAACGACUGGGAGAUAGAAAGAGCGCUGGACUCCUACUUCGAGCCGGCCGUGGAGGAGAGCGCUUUAAAAAGCCAUCUUGAAACCACCUGGGAGCCCGAGUUCUGUGUUGACCUAACCAAGGAAGAAACAAGUGAUUCCAUUAGUUCUAAAACCAGCACAUCUGAAAAUGUUCAGCAAGAAGAUGGCAGCAUGUUCUCUUUCAUUACCUGGAAUAUUGAUGGAUUGGACCUAAACAAUCUGCCAGAGAGGGCUCGAGGGGUGUGUUCCUAUUUAACUUUGUACAGCCCAGAUGUGGUAUUUCUACAGGAAGUUAUUCCCCCAUAUUCUGCCUACCUAAAGAAGAAAGCAAGUAGUUACGAGAUAAUUACAGGUCAUGAAAAAGGAUAUUUCACAGCUAUAAUGUUGAAGAAAUCGAGAUUGAAAUUUAAAAGCCAAGAGAUUAUUCCUUUUCCAGAUACAAAAAUGAUGAGAAACCUUUUGUGUGUGCAUGUGAGUGUGUCAGGAAAUGAACUUUGCCUUAUGACUUCUCAUUUGGAGAGCACCAGAGGGCAUGCUAAGGAACGAAUGAAUCAGUUGAAAAUAGUUUUAAAGAAAAUGCAAGAGGUUCCAGAGUCAGCUACAGUUAUAUUUGCAGGAGAUACAAAUUUAAGGGAUCAAGAAGUUACCAAAUGUGGUGGUUUACCCAACAACAUUGUGGAUGUCUGGGAGUUUUUGGGCAAACCUAAGCAUUGCCAGUAUACAUGGGAUACACAAGUGAACUCUAAUCUUGGAAUAGCUGCUACUUGUAAGCUUCGUUUUGAUCGAAUAUUUUUUAGAGCAGCAGCAGAAGGCGGCCACAUCGUUCCCCGAAGUUUGGACCUCCUUGGGUUGGAAAAGCUGCACUGUGGUAGAUUUCCUAGUGAUCACUGGGGGCUUCUGUGCAACUUAGAUGUAAUAUUGUGAACGGCUUUUCAAAUACGAGUUUUAAAUGUUCGGAGCAAUUUUGUUCUGUGUUUUUGCAAAUGUAAUUGCUACCUGUGUGGAAAGGUAGUUUAAUAUGGAGGAAUUAAUAUACUGGAUCAUUGUAACAAAAGAAAAAAACGCCUGUGAUUUUAUUUUGUGAAUUGUGUCCUCAGAUUUCAGAACUAAAUCUUAAUGUUUAUUUCAAUAAAAGCAUACCUGUGUUCAGAACAUGAGGCUCUUAAUGAAAGGUCACAAAGGCUAUCAGCUAUUACAAGCUCUGGCUCCUAAGAGUGCUCACAGCUGCUGGCUGGAUCUGCAUUUAAAUAGAUUGCAGCUGUCCUACAUCAGCCUUUUUGUCAGCUAACAGUGACUAAUUGGUAAGCUAGAAAUGAACUCAUGAUUUAAAAUCCCUUAAUUUUUAAAAAAUUCAUGUUUGUAGUUAUGUCACCAACAGAGGCAAAGUUAGGCUUGAUAAUGAUUAAAGUCACUUUUAUAGAGGCAUUGGACUUUUUUUCUAAGACAAGUAAAUGUGUAAAAAGAAUUAGCCUUUUAGUUUUGCUACUUGUAAAACUGAAUUUUUUUCAAGACGUGAAUGAGGAGCACUUCUACAUGUGCUUUAAGGAAAGAUUUUUUUCCCCAUAAGAGAAUGUACUUUAAAUAAAGAAUUCUGCUUGCUUAUA
Balaenoptera acutorostrata (minke whale) is the source of this 1867-nucleotide messenger RNA. It is a transcript of the gene TDP2, whose product is annotated as tyrosyl-DNA phosphodiesterase 2. Gene Ontology annotation, cellular component: cytoplasm; PML body. The transcript is spliced from 7 exons. NCBI's taxonomy places the organism in Eukaryota, Metazoa, Chordata, Mammalia, Artiodactyla, Balaenopteridae. The coding region runs from base 99 to 1187 and encodes 362 amino acids. Gene Ontology annotation, biological process: double-strand break repair. The record is from RefSeq and is a predicted model, not a curated record. Gene Ontology annotation, molecular function: protein binding; single-stranded DNA binding; 5'-tyrosyl-DNA phosphodiesterase activity.